GUUUUGUUUACAAAUAACUUUACAGAACGCGAAAAAGUGAAGUGCGCGCGGGUAUGCAUUCAUUGUAUAUAAACUUGUACACGGGCACGUACAGACCAGUGUAUGUAGACUGCUGUAGUAGACGGUAGUAGAUAGAUACAGGCAUGCUGUCUUCAGAUCUGUACCAUUAUCUCCGACUUUUUGGCUUCGACAAGAAUAGAGAACCGGAACUAGAGGAAGUGGAAGAUGAAUACGGCUGGGCUCACCUACCUGACAUUCUGCUGGAGGACAUCUUCGCUAUGUUGACCCCCAAAGCCCGCCAUCAGGCGUCGCGUGUGUGUAAAUCAUGGUACAAGACAUUUUACUCUCCGCGCGUCUGGGAGACAUUUCUUUUCGAAGAAGGAACUCUCACGAGACGACGAUAUAACUUGUUCAAAGGAUUCACUCGUGAGUUGUGUCCAAGAAAGGCACAAAACUGUCUCAAUAGUGUCGGGACGCUUUUUAAAAAGAUCAUUAUUUGUCCGAUCAGUGACUUUUAUAAUCUUCUUUUCUUGGGUGUCCUCAGCUCAUUUCUCUCGUUCUUUGAAGAAUUUCCUAUUCCCCUGCUGCACACUUUCCAGUUUACGUUUGCUUGCGAAAGUCGCGGUAUCAAUGGAAACAUGGUGUUCGGAACCGGCGGGCAAAUCCUCCAAGAACUCAACACACUGAUAGCCUGUAUCAAGAACCUCAAAACCUUGAGUAUCAAUCAACUUUUGCUUGCGGAGGAGGACGUACCUGGCUUGUUUGAGGCCGCUCUUAAAUACAAUACCGAAUCUAUUCGCUUUCUUGAGAUCAUCAACUGUGCAAAAGCUGACACUCCAAUUCCACAAUUGGCAAGAUUCGAUUGUCUUCAGCGUCUCACUGUGAGUAAUCAGCACGUUGAUGACGAGGUAGCGAUCCUAUUGGCGGGAACAGGGCUCUCUGACCUUCGUCUUGUUCAGGAUAAGUACACGUGCGCCACAGAGCCUGUUUCAGCAGACGCCUGGCGUAUCAUCAAAGAUAUGGCACCGUUCCUUAAGGUCACGCUAGAAAUUCGUGGAAAGUGUAAAAACUCACUGUUGCUUCAGCCACAUGCACCUGUGACUAGUAUCGUUUACGACACGCCCUACUACAAAAUUUCGCAUGCAGAUGCAAUGGACUUUGUCCACUUCUACAGUAAAACUCUUGAACUGUUUAUCCAGAAAGGAAUCCCGCGUGUCCAUGGCCCCAGAUCAUUCCACGAAAGAGGAGAUUCUUCUUUUGUAAUGAUGGUGAAAAAUUGUCCGAAGCUCAAAACCCUCAUCAUCAAUGAACGCAUAUCAACGGCAACUGUUCUCUUGCUCUCGCACGAGGGAAGGUCAUUGGAGACGUUCCUCGUACGGGCAAACGCCAUUAUCAAGCGGUCGGACUGGCCACGCGAUCGAGACUGGUCUGAGGAAUUUUACAUGAAAUUAAGAACUAAUGCACGCUGUUAUAAUCGGAUGGAAAACGAAGUUGCGCAGAAACACGAUUGGAAAUGGCGGCCUUUGACGGACAGGGAGUUUAAAAAUAUGAUGUAAAAUAUCAGGUUUGAAAGCGUCGGAUUAACGAGUUCAAGUGUGGUGCAGGACAUUUUUGUUUUAUACAUAUUUUUUAAUGAUUUACAAGUCAGUUUCGAAUAUUAUAUAAAAAUUCAUAAUGACUUAUUUGAUGUGCCUAUUCGUCCAACCGUCAUACUGACCUAUUUUCACACUUGUCUGCUACAGUACUCUCGAGAGACCGUGCUGAUUCACUCGUGCGAAUAUGGAUGUUGUGAUCUUUCUCUGAUUUUUGCAUGUUAUGUUGUAAGAGAUCAUUUUUAUGCUGGAGCCAUGUUGUAUUUAUAUUUGCCUCGUUUUGAUAAAAAAAAUGUCUUAA
Molecule: messenger RNA, 1893 nt
Organism: Ylistrum balloti
Lineage: Eukaryota; Metazoa; Mollusca; Bivalvia; Pectinida; Pectinidae
Exons: 2
Coding region: 144-1556 (470 amino acids)
Molecular function (GO): protein binding
Source: RefSeq, a predicted model, not a curated record